CUGCGCUAGAGUUCUGCUUGUUUCUAUGCCAACCGGAAGCCCCGCCCCCCGGCGCCCCUGUAUGACGUGCGGCGGCCGCUGGUGAUUACGCAGAGACGCGCGGGUGCCGGAGUGGAACAUGGCGGAGUAUCUGGCCUCCAUCUUCGGUACCGAGAAGGACAAAUUGGAGCAUGUCGCCAUGGAGACCGAUGCUCCCGACUUCACAACAAGCCCACCUUCAGUCAGACUAUCGCUCUGCUGAACAUUUACCGGAACCCACAGAAUUCCUCCCAGUCGGCAGAUGGACUUCGCUGUGCUGUGAGCGAUGUGGAGAUGCAGGAACAUUAUGACGAGUUCUUCGAGGAGGUAUUUACAGAGAUGGAGGAGAAGUACGGGGAGGUGGAGGAAAUGAACGUGUGCGACAACUUGGGAGACCACCUGGUGGGGAACGUCUAUGUCAAGUUCCGCCGAGAGGAAGACGCUGAGAAGGCUGUGAAGGAUCUGAACAACCGUUGGUUUAACGGGCAGCCAAUCCACGCCGAGCUGUCCCCCGUCACUGACUUUAGGGAGGCCUGCUGCCGCCAGUAUGAGAUGGGGGAGUGCACGCGCGGGGGGUUCUGCAACUUCAUGCAUCUGAAACCAAUCUCUCGAGAGCUGCGCAGGGAGUUGUACGGCCGCCGAAGGAAGAAAUCCCGGGAACGUCGCUCUCGCUCCAGAGACCGCGGCAGGGGAGGCGGUGGUGGUGGCGGAGGAGGCGGCGGCGGUGGUGGCGGAGGAGGCGGCGGUGGCGGCAGAGACAGGGACCGGAGAAGAUCAAGAGACCGCGAGAGGUCGGGUCGCUUUUGAGCAGGAGUUUUUAAUUCCGUUUCCUGGAAGUUUCCGGGGGCUCCCCGGGGUAUCUGGGACUCAGCGGUUGGGGGAGGGGGGGUGGGGCUUCUAUUUCUUUGUAUUUCUCAGGAUUUAUUUUUUUUUUGUCUUUGCUUUUUGUUUUUGUUUUUUUAAGCCGAGCUUCUGAUUAAACAUUUGUAGUGAUCCAGUA
Molecule: messenger RNA, 1018 nt
Organism: Xenopus tropicalis (tropical clawed frog)
Lineage: Eukaryota; Metazoa; Chordata; Amphibia; Anura; Pipidae
Gene: u2af1
Product: U2 small nuclear RNA auxiliary factor 1
Exons: 8
Coding region: 313-825 (170 amino acids)
Biological process (GO): mRNA splicing, via spliceosome
Cellular component (GO): U2AF complex; nucleus; nucleoplasm
Molecular function (GO): RNA binding; nucleic acid binding; metal ion binding
Source: RefSeq, a predicted model, not a curated record